Molecule: messenger RNA, 2502 nt
Organism: Blepharisma stoltei
Lineage: Eukaryota; Ciliophora; Heterotrichea; Heterotrichida; Blepharismidae
Source: the annotation of a GenBank genome assembly
AUGACUAUGGAGCAAUACAAUGCUAACCAAUACUGACUUCAGGGAAAUGUAUUUUUUGAGCAAGGCAAUUUAACUGCCGCUUGGCAAUUAUAUACAAAUGCCAUAAAAGCAAAUCCAGAAUGCCACGAAGCUUUCUAUUCCCAAGGGCUAGUGCUCCACAGAUUAGGAAAACUCUCAGACGCCAUCAGCGCAUAUGAUGCAUGCCUUCAAAUAAACCCAGCCUAUGUCUACGCAUGGACAAAUAAGGGUGCAACACUAUUUGACAUGGGUAAAUAUAAAGAUGCUAUUAGGUGCUAUGAGCAAGCUUUAAAGCAAAAUCCUACAGACUCCAUUGCACACCACAAUAAAGGAAUUUCCUGUGCAAAGUUACGUCAGUACCCUAAAGCUAUAGAAUGCUAUGAUAUUGCACUUAAGAUAAAUUCUAGAUAUGCCCCAGCUUAUUAUUACAAAGGGAACGCUCUUAGGAGAAUGGGAAAACCUGAAGAGGCGUUAUUUUGCUAUGAUGCUGCUAUUUCUAUAAAUCAGAGAUAUAUCCAAGCAUAUUUUCAUAAAGGGAACACCCUUUUCCAAUUAAAUCGGAAUGAUGAGGCAAUGGCAUGCUUUAAUACAGCAAUUAGGAUUUCUCCUAAUGAUUCAGCAGCACACUAUAAUAAAGGAAACGCUCUUAAUAGAAUGGGAUUGCCUGAAGAAGCGCUAGAAUCUUAUAAUUUGUCAAUAAGGUUAAAUUCAAAAAAUACCUUAGCAUAUACAAAUAAAGGUGCAAUCCUUGACAGUCAAGGAAAAUUCGAAGAAGCCUUAGAAUGCUAUAAUGCAGCUAUAAGAGCUAAUCCAGAUAAUUCAUCAGCUUAUAAUAACAUCGGCCUUGUCCUUCAUAGGCUUGGAAAAUAUAGAGAUGCUUUAGGAUACUAUAUUGAUGGAAUUAAAAAGUGUCCAGAUUCCUCACUUUUAUACAAUAAUAAAGGAAACUCUCUCUUCGAACUAGGGAGAGUUGCAGAUGCUAUCCAAAGCUACGACAUAGCUAUAAAGCUUGAUUCAGACAAUAUUGAGGCUUAUAAUAACAAAGGGUACGCUCUUUUCAGCAUGAGUGAAUACAAAAAAGCAUUAAAAUGCUACAACACUGCUCUUAGCAAAUCUCCAACGUAUGCAAACGCACAUAACAGAAAAGGCGCACUUCUUUUUAAUAUGGAAAAUUUUGAAGAAGCUUUACAAUGUGCAGAUGCUGCAAUUAGACUUAAUCCUACAUCUGUUUUAUAUCUUUGCAAUAGAGGAAGAGUGCUCAAUAAGCUUGGUGACAGAAAAAGAGCUUUAGAAGAUCUUAACAGGGCUGCUGAUCAAGCAAGAACUGGAAAAAUGGGGAAUAAUUUAGACAAAAAUAACAUAGAGUACAUAAAUGAAGUUCUAGGUCCUGAGCGAGAAGAGCUUAUAAGAGAUUUAGGAGAAUUUCAAAGCGAAAUUAUUAAGCAAGAAGAAAAACUUUGGAAAAUUCUAGAAGAGGCUGGUGAUGAUCCAUAUGUAGCAAUGUUGGUUCGAGAAGAGAAAAAGAACAUUAAAGAAGAAGAAGAUUUUAUCUAUUCUAAAAUAUGAAAUUGCAUAGGUUCAAAUAAUAGAGAUCCUGAAGAAGUAAAUGAAUCAAAAGCAUUGAUGACAGCUAUUUUAAAAAAGGUGUGUGAGCGCAUGGAAAAAUUGGAGAACGAAUCAAUGAAUAAAGUCGAUAGGAGCGAAAUUGAAAAAAGUGCCUUUAAAGUUAAUCCUGAAAUAGAAGGGAAUCCUUAUCUCAAGCAAUAUUACUCAGCUUUAUAUGGUAAAUUAUAUGAUGCAAUUACUGAAGCUGAUGCAAUUUCUGGAGGGCAUAUUGGAUUGGACGAUGCAAAUUAUAAGACAAACCUUUUCGCAAUGGCUAUCACCUUAAUCCCAAUGGUAGGAGAAACCUUAAGUAUGGCUGCAGACGCUCUUGUCAGGCUUAAAAAGCGAAACGAUAUAAAAUCCGAAGCAAUAAAGCUUAAAAAAGUUUUAGGACUCAACCCAAGUGACCGCAACAAUGCAAUUAAGGAAGCAGCUGAGACUAUUACUUUACAGUCUGCUCCCAAACUAUACAAUAUUGAAAUUAAUGAAGAAGUUGAGCAUUGACUCAAUAGGGGAUUGGUUGAAAGGGGAAGAUCUUUUUUCAUAGUUAAUAUGAAUAGAGGUUUAUAUGAGAAAAAAACAGAAAUUUUGGGUUGCAUUGAUGCCUUGAAAAUAAUUUUUGCAAUUGUUAAUGAUCAGAUACCAGAAGAACUAAGUCAUGAAGCUCUGGUGAAUCAGCUAGUCACAGCUCCGAGUCGAUUAAGGUUUACAAAAGGCAAAAAAGUUUCAAUGCCUGAACAUAAGCCUUGCUGUGUUGUAUUUCCAGUAUUAAAAAUUACUUAUGAGAACAAAUUACUGAAUGAAAUUAACUUAAUGAGCAAAACAUGUAAGUUGACUGGACAAAAAUUAUCAAAUUUUGUGAACUUUUUAAUAGGAUAA